ACUGAGGCAGAUUAAGAGCAGGCUAGUUAAUUUCCUACAUGGAGCAGAAUAAGCAAAAGCUUCGAAAGGCUGUGUCAGACGUGUCGAGUGAAAUUGAGAAAUACUAUAGCGAGUUGAAGUUGGAGAGGCAAGAACUUGGUGCGAUUGAAGAGGUGGAACAAGCUGAAUGUCAGUGUUGUGGAUUGAAGGAGGAUUGCACUUCGGUUUAUAUCACAGAGGUUGAAGAGUGUUACUGUGGGAAGUGGGUUUGUGGGCUUUGUUCUGAAGCUGUUAAAGAAAGAGUAGGGCCAUGUCCGAGUACAGUAGCCAUGCAAGAUGCUUUGAACUCACACAGGGAUUUCUGCCAGGAAUAUAACGCUACCAGACUUAACCCUCAACUCUCGUUAACUCAUUCUAUGAGGGAAAUAGCCAAAAGAAGUUUUCAGAAUAGGAAAUCCAAGCUUACUCGCACCACUAGUUAUCCCUGAAAUCAUACAAUUUCUUCACUCAUGCUUCUGCUAAUUUUUACAUCACUUAUUCAUUCUUUUUCUAAUCACUUUAAUAUUUCUCAUUCAAAUCAUAAAUUUCUCAUACAAUAUCUAAUACUGGGUUUUAUUUUAGG
Messenger RNA from Vigna radiata var. radiata (mung bean), 601 nucleotides. RefSeq lists its product as uncharacterized. Lineage: Eukaryota; Viridiplantae; Streptophyta; Magnoliopsida; Fabales; Fabaceae. The transcript is spliced from 2 exons. The record is from RefSeq and is a predicted model, not a curated record. The coding region runs from base 39 to 467 and encodes 142 amino acids.